AUGUGCGCCAAAUCGACUGCGAGGAAUGCAUUGGAGGAACUUCGUGCGAUAAAAGAGGAGGGCGAGCCACCACGUCAACAACUGGAAGAUGAUGAACAAGAUGUUGGUAAAGAUCUUCAUUUUAACCAGCAGGAAUCAGAGCCACCUCACGUUGAAGAACAGCCCCCUUACAUUAAAGAGGAAGAGCAGGAAGCUGACAUCACCGACUUUCCAUUAACUGUCAUUGUGAAGAGUGAAGACGAAAAAAGUGACGAAGAUCACCGCGGAGGGUCCCGGUCUGAGAUUUUUUCAGCACCGCUCUCCAAUAGCGGUAUCGUCACAUCGCACACUCCUGUAGCCGACGAUGACGACAAAGACAACGAUGAUGAACACUCAAAGUGUGACACAGAACGUGUGAAAUGUUGUCAGUGUGACAAAACCUUUUACAAUAAGUCAACGUUGACAAGGCACGCGAGAACGCACACCGGAGAAAAACCUUUUGCCUGCUCACUUUGCGGCAAAGGGUUUUCCAUCAAGACCAAUUUAACAAGACACGCGAGAAGACACGACGGGGAGAAACCUUUUGUCUGCUCCGUUUGCGGUAAGAGAUUCUCGAUCAAGGAAGAUUUAAAAAUCCACACGAGAACACACACUGGGGUGAAACCGUUUGCCUGCUCCAUUUGUGGCCAGAGAUUCUCGAGAAAUACGAUACUGACCACGCACAAAAGAACGCACACUGGGGAGAAACCUUUUGCCUGCACGACGUGCGGCCUGCGCUUCACUCAAAAGACAAAUUUGACGCGACACAUGACGACGCACACCGGGGAGAAGCCCUUCGGUUGCUCGGUUUGCGGCAAACGCUUCAACAGGAAGACGAAUUUGGCGACGCACGUGGAAACGCACGCUGGAGAGAAACCGUUCAGUUGCAGCGUGUGCGAGAAAAGAUUCCACGUUAAGCGCGGCGUCAAGAGGCACAAGUGUGUUGGUGUCAAGAAAGAUCGACUACGCAAUAUUGCAAAGUACUGGAAAAAUAACGGAAUGCCAAUGCCAGAACGACGUGGAGGAGUACAAAGCAAAGAGGAGGCCACGACGCAAGGCAUCAGUGAAAAUCUCGAUUCUGAGCGGCAAGAGUGUCCUGGCGUCAAAAUAGAAGUGGCGCUCCUCCGAAUCAAAGAGGAGGAGCCAGAACCCCCUGAGCAACAAACGACAGAGGAGCAACUUUACAUAAAAAAGGAGGAGGAGCCGCUGGAUAUUAAAGAGGAGGAAGAGGAGAAGCACAUUACCAAGUUGAGUUCUGACCCAUUGAAGAGUGAAGAUGAAAGUCCGAGUGAGGUGAGCGGAGGGGCGGCGCCUCUGAGCACUAGCAGCAGCUCAACAGAAGGAUCACAAGCAUACGGCCUGAUAGCGCCGCUAUCAGAGAGCGACGACGCCACGUCACACUCAUCUGACACUGAUGAAGAUGAUAAUGAAAGGACUGGAGGUCAUCAGGCCGUUUACAACAAACGUUGGAAAUGCUCUCACUGUGGGAAAAACUAUCGUAACAAGUCUAAUUUGAAGAGGCAUUUGAUGAACCACACCGGCGAGAAACCUUUCACGUGCUCAUUUUGCGGUCAAGGAUUUUUUCAGAACAGAAACUUGGUCAUCCACACCCGAAAACACACUGGAGAGAAACCGUUCUCCUGCUCCGUUUGCGGUCAACAAUUCUCAACAAAUACGUACUUAAAAAUACACUCGCGAACCCACACCGGCGAGAGACCUUACGGCUGCUCAGUUUGCGGGCAAAGAUUCGCGCGGAAGGGAACUUUGAGUAGCCACGUCAGAACGCACACUGGAGAGAAACCUUUCUCCUGCUCAGUUUGUAGGCAGCGCUUCUCUGAGAAGGGAACCUUAAGGAGUCACGCGAGAACCCACACCGGGGAGAAACCUUUCUAUUGUGCACGUUGCGGCAAAAGCUUUUCGUGGAGGAACCAGGUUAAGAGACACCGGUGUGUUGCUCCCAAAAGCAGCAACCGGUGA
Messenger RNA from Nerophis lumbriciformis (worm pipefish), 1995 nucleotides. Lineage: Eukaryota; Metazoa; Chordata; Actinopteri; Syngnathiformes; Syngnathidae. The record is from RefSeq and is a predicted model, not a curated record.